Closterium sp. NIES-67 is the source of this 1956-nucleotide messenger RNA. The record is from the annotation of a GenBank genome assembly. Lineage: Eukaryota; Viridiplantae; Streptophyta; Zygnematophyceae; Desmidiales; Closteriaceae.
CAGUCCUACUCUCUUCUGCAGAUAGUUUCUUCUUUCGUUAGGCAGGCACAAAAAUAACUAGCAAGCCCAAGGGCAUGGAUGACGCGUCUGGCUGCGGCAGCAGCCGCGUUCCUCCGGCUUUCUGCGGUCAGCGGUUGAAACCAGCGCGCACGAUUAGGGUGGGUGGCUCCAGCGCUGAUCCCGACUAUGUCCUCCAGACCGCCGUAAGCCCGAUUUCGCCUCUCCUGGCGGUGUCCACGUCAGCUCCUGCCAUCAAAUCAUUCGACGUGGCAUCCGGAGCGUCCCUGGGUGACGUGGCGCCUCGCCACCCUGGCACGGUGACGGAUUUAGGGUUUGCGGAAGCCGCUUUCGGAGGGGCGGGGCCCGGAAGAGAGGUGCUCCUCUCGUCGUCGUCCGAAUCCGCCGUCUAUGCUUGGGACGCGCGGGCCCGAUCGCAGGCGGGCGUGUUCCCCGCGUAUGGGGGCGCGGGCGAGCUGUGGAGCUGCAGCGGGGGAGGGGGGUCCACAGGGCACCUGCUGGCGGCUGGAGGCAACUCCCAGAUAUUGCUGUGGGACAUGCGCUGCUGCUGACUUCGGGCCGGCUGGAGGACCGCCUAUACUGCUGUGGGAUAUGCGCUCCUGCCGCCUGCUGGGGCGUUUAGAGGAUGCACACACAGAGGAUGUCACUCAGGUUCGCUUCCACCCUCUCCACCGCACUGCACUCAUCUCAGCCUCUCUGGACGGCCUCAUCUGCCGCUUUGACCUCUCCCCACCCCACGAGGCCGCCCUCGCCGCUCCGGUUACCGCAGAGCGUUACGGCGACUCCGACCCGCUACAGUGAUCAGCCCGGGUACAUCGAUCUCCCGAAUCGGCUUCUUUGGUCCCUCUGCCUCUGCCGUUUGGUGUCUCACCGGCAUUGAAACCCUCAGUCUCUGGGAACUGUGGACCGGAGAUCGCAUUGCCGCUUUUGACGACAUUCGAUCGACCCUCUCUCAAAAUUGGCCGCUCCAGGUGCCGGUCGACUAUCUGAUCUCCUGCGACUACUCCCCCUCCUCCCACCACCUGCACCUCUUCGCCGGCUCACAGCACGGCCCUGCAGCCUCCUUCCCUGUCUCCCUGCCCUCCUCCCUCUCCUCUCCCUCCCAUCCACCGGGCCCCUCUGCUGCCGCUGAUGACGAUGCCACGAUGUCGGAGCAUCCACCUGGCGGCAGCGCAAGCCUGCCAGCUGGCAGCUGCCAGGUCAGCGGCCCAGACAUGCUGUUCUCAGGGGCGCAUUCGGCCGUGGUUAGGGAUGUCGUGCGGGUGGUAACUGGGGAAGGUUUGACUGCUGGGUUCUGGACCGGAGGGGAGGAUGGGUGUCUUUGCCAGUGGGAGGGGCUUGAGGGACAAGGGGAGGAGGAGGAGGUGGUGGAGGAGGAGGGGCUGAAAGCGAGUAAGCGCAAGGGCAAGGACCGCUUUAAGCCUUACUAGCGUGUGUUUUGAGUAAACUCAACAGUCACCUCGUUCGGGAGUGGAGGGGAGGGGAGGAUGGGUGCCUGCGACAGUGGGAGGGGCUUGAAGGAGGGGGCGGUUUUGAGUCGACUCAAAAGGUCAAGCACAAGAGGAGACAAGAGGAGGACAAGCCUUACUAGCUUGAGGAGGGGGGGGACAAGAGGAGGCGGCGGUGGAGGGAGGGUGACGGGCUGAUUCUGAGUACACGCAAGGGCAAGCACAAGAGCAGGGAUCAUUUCUUACUAAAAAGUAUGGGUCGGGCGGGCGGUGGUCUGAGAAAUGCCCUUCAGAGCGGUUGACGCCUGAAAGCAUUGCACUCUGAAUUGUGCUGAAUGUCUUUUGCGUGGUUCUAGCUCGAGUAACAUCCGCUGUUCUAGCUGAAGUUAGUUAUGGUAGGGCUCUGAAGUGGACAAGUAUCUGUGUGCCAUAACAAAUACGGUACAUUGGCAAUACUCUCGCUUCUGUUACGUAUCAGGCAAACUGCAUG